AUGGCCGGUAUCAUUGGUGUCAACGAUGCCGCAGUCGCCGACAAAUUAUACUUCACCAUCAACGCCAGUGGUUGUGGAUUGUCGCCCAACGACUCCUUCCUAUUGAUGAGAGGUGUCAAGACCUUGGCUAUUCGAAUGGAGAAGCAGCAAUCGAACGCGCAGCAAAUUGCCGAGUUUCUCGAGAAUCACGGCUUUCGUGUGCGUUAUCCCGGCCUCAAAUCUCACCCUCAGUACGAUUUGCAUUGGUCGAUGGCUCGCGGUGCCGGAGCAGUGCUGUCCUUUGAGACGGGCGACGCCUCACUGUCCGAAAGGAUCGUGGAGGCUGCUCGCCUGUGGGGUAUCAGCGUGAGCUUCGGCUGCGUCAACAGCUUGAUCAGUAUGCCUUGCCAGAUGAGUCACGCGAGCAUUGACGCCAAGACCCGCAAAGAGCGACAAAUGCCCGAAGACAUCAUCAGACUCUGUGUCGGAAUUGAAGAUGUCGAGGAUCUCAUCGAUGAUCUGUCACGCGCUUUGGUCCAAGCUGGAGCCGUUACUGUGACGCUGGAGGGGAUCCAAGCAAAUCCAGUGGCGGCAUAGAUGGAUCACAGAGAAGCCAUCAUUACAAAGAUCGAAUUCCGGCUGCUGCAUGAGAUUGAACAAGGGACUAUGCACUAGCUGACUUUCCAGGCAGCCAGUGGGAGCUGAAACAGCUGUCGACAGGUAGCCAAAGAAAGCAUCGAGAGAAAAAAUGUUGAUUAUAGAAGUCAACGCCAGCAUGUCAUGCUUUGUUUGUUUGUGUCGUAAGAAUUCAAGUUUCAAACUG
Messenger RNA from Verticillium dahliae VdLs.17, 802 nucleotides. RefSeq names its product cystathionine beta-lyase. Bases 1 to 576 code for a protein of 191 amino acids. Lineage: Eukaryota; Fungi; Ascomycota; Sordariomycetes; Glomerellales; Plectosphaerellaceae. The record is from RefSeq and is a predicted model, not a curated record. The transcript has 2 exons. Gene Ontology annotation, biological process: transsulfuration. Gene Ontology annotation, cellular component: cytoplasm. Gene Ontology annotation, molecular function: carbon-sulfur lyase activity; pyridoxal phosphate binding.